This is a messenger RNA of Ectocarpus sp. CCAP 1310/34, 1104 nucleotides long. The record is from the annotation of a GenBank genome assembly. NCBI's taxonomy places the organism in Eukaryota, Phaeophyceae, Ectocarpales, Ectocarpaceae.
AUGCAAGAGGCCAACCCAGUGAGCACUCCUGGAUACGGAGCGGAAAUCUCCACGAAUCAACCUCAGGACCAAAUCCUAGGACCCACGGACAAGAAAAUCUACCGGUCGAUGACAGGAAGCAUCCUCUACCUGGCGCAGCCUGCAGCANGGAUCCUCGGGAUCGACGUGCAGCGGGACUACGAGCAAGGAACCCUGGCCAUUUCACAGGAGCACUACGUGAACACACUUCUGGAGCGGUUCGGAAUGCAAGAGGCCAACCCAGUGAGCACUCCUGGAUACGGAGCGGAAAUCUCCACGAAUCAACCUCAGGACCAAAUCCUAGGACCCACGGACAAGAAAAUCUACCGGUCGAUGACAGGAAGCAUCCUCUACCUGGCGCAGUGCACGCGAUUCGACCUCUCCUACGCUGCCCUACAAAAUUCCAAGGCCUGCAGCAACCCAGCGCAGGUGAACAUGACAGCAGCCAAGCACGUUCUGCGAUACCUUCGGGGUAAUCCCUUUCUUCCUAUCGUCUACAAGAGAGGACAGUUUCGGCUAGCGGCGUUUACGGAUUCAUCCUUUGGAGCAAACCCCGACAACGGAAGAUCUACCACGGGAUAUCCCUUCUUUCUGGCUGGAGGACUCAUCAGCUACGGUGCGAAGACUCAAACUCGAACCGCGCAAAGCACGGUCGAAGCCGAAAUUCAAGCACUUAGCUACUCAGCCAGAGAGGCGGUCUACAUCUCAAAUUUUAUGACGGAACUCAACUUCAAGACCUUCGGAUCGGUUCCCAUCAACAACGACAGCACCGGAGCGCUGACAGUGGCCGGGAAUGCCAUGCACUCUCAACGCACGAAGCACGUGGCCCUGAGGUACUUUUUCAUCCGGGAGCUAGCACUACGGGGACAAAUCACUCUUCACCACCGGCCCAGCGAGCAUCAGUUGGCUGAUAUCGCGACCAAGAACCUCCCAAAGCACCGGUUCGCCUCCAUCAUUCAGCAGAUCAAUGACUUCUCGUGUUAUAUAUAUGCAUCGACGGACCGAUGCCCUCCUUACUUUCUACUUGAAGAAUUCAGGAACUUCUCAACUCAACAGGUCAGUGUUAGUGGAGAAGCUCGGUUCUAA